Saccharomycopsis crataegensis is the source of this 273-nucleotide messenger RNA. RefSeq lists its product as uncharacterized. The transcript has a single exon. NCBI's taxonomy places the organism in Eukaryota, Fungi, Ascomycota, Saccharomycetes, Ascoideales, Saccharomycopsidaceae. Bases 1 to 273 code for a protein of 90 amino acids. The record is from RefSeq and is a predicted model, not a curated record.
AUGGCGGUCAAUUUGGAGCUGGUUUUCCAAGGUGAUUACAAGAAGCUCUUCAAAAUAGUUGAUAAAAGACUUUGGAAUUUUUGUGUGCGUAUAUUGAGAGAAUUUUUUAAUGACACCCUGGAGUUAAAUGAAAGUGUGAAAAUUGAUCCAGGAUCCAAAGAUUUGCUCACUAUUUUCGCAGAAAAGGUAACAGAAAUGGAACUUGCUUUUAUCGCUCCGGACGGAGAUGUACAAGAUGAAUUUUGGAAAAUUUUGGAAAAAAUUCAAGUCUAA